Entelurus aequoreus (snake pipefish) is the source of this 5651-nucleotide messenger RNA. RefSeq names its product BAALC binder of MAP3K1 and KLF4 b (gene baalcb). The record is from RefSeq and is a predicted model, not a curated record. Gene Ontology annotation, cellular component: cytoplasm. Bases 204 to 752 code for a protein of 182 amino acids. The transcript is spliced from 5 exons. NCBI's taxonomy places the organism in Eukaryota, Metazoa, Chordata, Actinopteri, Syngnathiformes, Syngnathidae.
CAGCAGGGGGCGCUAGACAGACUACACGGAGGAGCAGCGAGCACAGGAGGAGACAAAAACAGACAAUCUCCAUCAUUAGGUGUGCCCAGCAUGCAAACAAGACAAGCGUGAUGGGGAGCCCUCAUCCUGAAGGCUAGCGGAGUCUUAUGAAGACACCUCGUGAAUUAGACGGAGAGGAAAAGGUCGGUAAAGCUCCUUAAGACAUGGGCUGCGGCGGGAGCCGGACCGACGCUCUGGAGCCUCGCUACCUGGAGAGCUGGACCAAAGAGACGGAGUCCACGUGGCUGACCAGCACUGACACCGACAUCCCGCUGUCGUCCAUCCAGAGCAUCCCGUCGGAGAACUCGGAGGCCUGCUUCGCCUCUGAGAAGACUAUCAGCCCAGUUCCAGAGUUUUUUGAAGAUGGCCUGCCGCCUCCCGCUCAGGCGUACCUUAAAGUCUGCUCGGCCGUGUCGGAGGCCAGCCUCAGCGACGUGAAGCCCGGAAGCCCUACCAAGAUGCUGGCCUCUCCGGCCCAGGAGGUGGCGCUGGCAUCCCCCGGGACCACGGUGCAACGCAGAAGUGUCCUGCACACUGAAGAGAUUACCAAAUGGCAGGACAACCGCAUGUCCACCAAGCAGGUGACCAUCAUGGUGACGCAGAGCAUCCACCAGGUGGACAAAAACGGCAAAGUCAAGAAGUCGCUCACCACCUACGAGGUCAUGAAACCCGCCGGUGAAACGGUCAAACAGGUGGCCACACUCAACACUUGAGGGAGCUGGGGCGAAGCCAAAGAAGAAGAUAAAAACUAGCAGGUCUUGGGAACUUAACACACAAAAACUACUUUGUGACCUCGCGGCAGAUUUAUGAACAAAUUCAUUGAUGUAUAUUUUCAUAGUGGACUGUUGCUGUGUUAUACUGUAUUUUGCUCAUAGAAAAAGGGUGUUUAUAUUGUAUAAACGACCAAUGUAUACGGCAAUGGACACUUUAAGAGCUGAACGAAUGGGAAGUCGAACGCUCCUCCACGCCUCCUAGUGGACAACUUCUGCAUUGUUCAUUAAGUUAAUCACAUUGAUGCUAACAAAUGGCCCGAAGGGAUUGUUGCAUUAUUGCUUUUUCUGGGAUUAUUGAACUCUUGCCUUAGCAUUCGCUAACUGAUGCAGUCUGUUGAUUAGCAUGCACAUCCUAAUUCGGGGAGAGGUGAUGACAAUAUUUGAAGACAAAUACUGUUUUUGCCCUACAACAUUUUAUUGUUAUUAUUAAAUUUAAUCACUGAAAUAUGUAGCCCCCAAAACCCUUUUAUUACCUAAUAUUUUUGUUUACAUUUCGAAUCAUCAUUAUAUUAUUAAACAUAUAUUUUUGUUCAAAUGGAAUGUUUUUAAAUUGUAUUAAUAUAAUAGAAGUAUAAUAUACUGUAUAUAUAUAAUUUUCUAUCAAAAUAAUUUCCAAUAUUUAGUAUUUAUUUUAACUUAAAUUAUGGCUACUAUAAUAGGGCUACCAAAGCUAAACCAUAAUGACUGUACAGCUCAGGGGUCUUAAACUUGGCCAUUUGCAAACUACAUGGCCAUAUUUUGUGGCCCUCUGCUUAAUUCAUAGUUUAGUGCAAGGAUAUUCAAUAACAUUUACAGAAAGGUAAGCACCGGGGGGUCCAGACUUUUCAAUUCACUAUUGGUCUAAUUUUGUAUAUUCCGGAAAUGCAGCAUUCUUUACAGUAGACAAUUUUGUUCUAUUUAUUUUGUCAGUUACAGGAGCGCUCUGCUGUUUUUAACAACGUUCUACAAAAAUCUAGUCAAAGGUCAUCUCUAUGAUAGCACUCGAGUGUUUUUAACAAUCUGCUGUAAAAAAAAAAAAGUAAGUCUCUCACAAGUUUUUGAACUGAACUCACAGGCCACCCAUUGAAUAGAUGAAAAAGAGAGGACCUAAGAUGGAACCUUGAGGAACACCACUAGUAUAACUAAAUAAGUUGAACAAAUGACUACUGACUGCAUCUGAAAUCGUAAAUAAAAACAGAAAACAAUUAUUUGCAAAUCCUUUUCAACUUAUAUUCAAUUGAAUACACUGCAAAGACAAGAUACUUAACGUUCGAACUGGAAAACGUUGCUAUUUUUUGCAAAUAUUAGCUCAUAUGGAAUUUGAUGCUUGCAACAUGUUUCAAAAAAGCUGGCACAAGUGGAAAAAAAGACUGAGAAAGUUGAGGAAUGCUCAUCAAACUUAUUUGGAACAUCCCACAGGUGAACAGGCUAAUUGGGAACAGGUGGGAAGCCAUUUACCAACAACACCCAGAAACGCCGCCGGCUUCGCUGGGCCCGAGCUCAUCUAAGAUGGACUGAUGCAAAGUGGAAAAGUGUUCUGUGGUCUGACGAGUCCACAUUUCAAAUUGUUUUUGGGGGAUGUAUGGUGUCAUUCCCAGGCCUGGUUUGGCCCCCAGGCCACCAGUUGAAUAGCUCUGUUUUAGUGUAACUGCACACCCUGGGAAGCUGAUAAUUAAACAUAUUAUGGUAAUCUUGAAUCCCACUAUAAACACUAACUACAAAAACGGUGCAAACACAAAAAGGACUGCACAACAAACACACAAAGAGCAACUUCCUGUCAGCAGGCAGAAGUGUCUCUGCCCAUCUCCUGGGAAACUCAACAGAGUCAAAAUAUAUCAUUUAUGCAUUCAAAUAAUGACUUAAGGCCUAACAUGAGUCUACCACGAAACAUGUUUCUUAACCGUAUACAUUGUUCGGCCCAGCCUCACCCAGGCUCUACCUCCAGUGUCCCCUCGGUAAACUAAGUUUGAGACCCCUGGUACACGUUGUGUGUUUUGAGAAACACGGUGCAUUUGGAAAGUAUUCCCAGCCCUUCACUUUUUUCACAUUUUGUUAGGUUACAGCCUUAUUCCAAAAUGGAAAAAAAUUAUAUUUUUCAUAAACAUUUUACAGACAAAACCCCAUUAUGACAAUGUGAAACGUUUUUUUUUGCGAUUUUUUUGCGGGGUUUAAAAAAAAACAAAAAAACAAAAACAAAUCACAGACAGGAGUAUUCACAUUUGUUCAAUACUUUGUUGAUGCACUUUUGGCAGCAAUUUCACACUCAAGUAUUUUUUAAUACAAUACCACAAGCUUGGCACACCUUUCUUUGGCCAGUUUCGCCCAUUCCUCUUUGCAGCACCUCUCAAGCUCCAUCAGGUUGGAUGAUAAGCGCUGGUUUUCAUCCAGAAUGUCUCUGUACAAUGCUGAAUUCAUCUCUGAGUUUCUAUCGCUGAAUAACAACCCCACAGCAUGAUGCUGCCACCACUAUGCUUCACUGUAGGGAGGGUAUUGGCCUGGUGAUGAGUGGUGACUGGUUUCCUACAAACAUAACACUUGGCGUUCACGCCAAAGAGUUCAAUCUGUCUCAUCAGACCCAAGAAUUUGGUUUCUGAUGGUCUGAGAGUUGUUAAGGUGAAUUAUGGCAAACUCAUUACUAAGAAAUAGCUUCCGUCUGGUCAAUAUACCAUGCAGGUCUGAUUGGUGGAUUGCUGCAAAGAUGGUUGUCCUUCUGGAAGGUUCUCCUCUCCACAGAGAAAUGCUAUAGCUCUGACAGAGUAACCAUCGGGUUCUUGGUCACCUCCCUGACUAGACUAGAUGAAUGCAGAAAUGUACAGAGACAUUCUGGAUGAAAACCAACACUUCCCAUCCAACCUGACAGAGCUUGAGAGGUGCUGCAAAGAGGAAUGGGCAAUAAGGAAUGGGCAAAACUGCUCAAAAGAUACAGUAGGUGUGCCAAGCUUGUGGCAUCGAAUUAAAAAAAAGACUUGAGUGUUAUGUACGCGAGGGGUGGAAGGAAGCGACACCACGAAGAAACUCAGGUUACCGGAUUUAAUGUAACCUUUGAUGAGUGUGUGGGAGGUGUAUGCUACUCUAUGUGUUUGUUGCAAGACUAUGUGUGAUCUUAACCAUGUAAAUAAUACCAGACGAUGUUGUAAGUGUGUGAUGGAUGAAUCCUUCGACAGUCCAAGAGGGCGAGGCAAAAAGGAAGUCCGUAAAUAGGCAGAAGGUCGAGGGCAGGAGAGAAGCGACAAGGUCCGUGUCCAGGCGAGGGUCGAGGAUCGAGGGAGGCAGUCCAAAGUCCGGAGGGAGGUCGAGGCACAGAGCUCGAGCUCACGGGGCAAGGCGGGUACUGAGAUGAGGAGGACAACGAGGACAAGAAGAACGAGUGCGAGGACAACAGGAGGGAAGCUGGAAGUGAAUGCUUACUACGAGGAGUUAACGACGUUCCGGCGUAGGUUCCAAGGGCCGACUGGUCUUUAUGCUGUCCUCCUGAUUAAUGCCACGUGCGCUGAUCGCAGACAAUCUGCAGCUGCGGCAUUGCGUGGGCGUGAAGCGUUCGGCGCUUGCGGGGGCGUGUCCUGGCAUACUGCCAGUCAGAGUGUUGGUGGAUCUAGCUGCAGGAGAAUUGUGGGUUCGAGACCACGCCGUGACAUUGAGGCUGUAAUUGCUGCCAAAAAAUCAACAAAAUAUUGAACACAGGCUGUGAAUACUUAUGUACAUGUGUUUGUUUGUUUUUUAGUUUUAAUACAUUUGAAAAAUUUAAAAAAAACUAAAUCUUUUCACAUUUUUAUGCGGCAUUGUGUGUAGAAUUUUGAGGACAAAAAUGAAUUUAAUCCAUUUUGGAAUAAGGCUGUAACAACACAAAAUAUGGAAAAAGUGAAGCACUGUUAAUACUUUCCGGACGCACUGUAAUUUGCUUCCUUUUUUAACGUAUUCAAAAAACAAUUAAGUUGAAAAAUGGCCAUUGUUGUCCACUGUGAGGAAAGCUAGAUACAACACAAAAACUGUAUGAAAAACAAAUACUGUAGCUAGUGUCAAAUCUAUAACAACACAAAGUGAAUGGAUGGAUUUUAAUGACUUGGCACAAUUAAAACACUUUUUUUUAAAGGGUGAAAGGGUAUAACUGUGUAUUCAAUUCACAAAUAAAUACUUUUAAGUAUUGAUAAAAGGGCCAAUAGGUAAUUUCUGCUGUGUCUCAGGAUGCUUGAUGGAAGAUUGCACUACUUACAGUGAAGUCUGGCCAAUUUGUUUGCUAUCUUAUGUGUUGUUUGUACUUCUGUGUCUUACGGUCUGUCAGGAUUUGUGUUUUCUAAUUUAAAUAAAACUGGUCUAUGUCUCAGUAACUAGCAGAGGUGGGACCAAGUCAUUGUUUUGCAAGUCAUAAGUAAGUCUCAAGUCUUUGCCCUCAAGUAUCGAGUCAAGUCCCGAGUCAAGACAGGCAAGUCCCGAGUCAAGUCCAAAGUCAAGACUGGAAAGUCUCAAGUCAAGUCCCAAGUCCUGCAUUUUGAGCUUCGAGUCCUUUCAAGUCAUUUUAACCAGGGGUCCCCAGCCUUUUUUGCACCAGGGACCGGUUUAAUGUCGGCAUUAUUUUCAGGGACCGGCCUUCCACGUGUAGCGGAUAAAUACAUGUACAGCAAAUAGGUGCAUGAAAAAUGAAUACAUGAAAAAACUGACCAUAACGUUGAAUUUGCAAAAAAUCUCUUCAUAGACUUUUGUUUUUUUUUACUAAUUUUUGCUAGUAGUAGGCUGUUUUUUGGCUUUCGUAUCUGAUGGGUUAUUGGUGAUACAUCACAUUCAAGGACAAGAGCAUGGAUAUAUAAUAAAGAUACAAAUACUUGCCAUUAGUUCUAAUAGAUUCCUGUCUAUUUCCAUUCUAAA